This is a messenger RNA of Rubroshorea leprosula, 4558 nucleotides long. Lineage: Eukaryota; Viridiplantae; Streptophyta; Magnoliopsida; Malvales; Dipterocarpaceae. The record is from the annotation of a GenBank genome assembly.
AAGUGAAGAUGGCUGAAUUUAUCCUUGCUCCUAUUGUGGAUACCGCAAUAUCGAAGGUGAUUUCCUAUGGUUCCAAUCAGAGUGGAUUGGGUGCGGCUUACAAGCUGGAGCUGAGGAAGUCAGCUACUUAUUUACUCUCUAUAGUCCUUUGGUAUUUCGCCUCAGGAUGGCUGAUCAGAUUAAGGAUUUAAAUAGUGCUCUAGACAACUUGAAUGCAUCUGCUGCUAAUCUAGGACUUCAUUAUAGACUUGCAAACAAUACCCUUAAGUUAUUUGAACCUGCUAGGGAGCAGACAGGGUCCUUACGUUCUCUGCAUCAACCUCAGAUGGAUAGACAAUUUGUCCUAGGAAGAGAUGAUGACACUCUGAAAAUAGUUCAAUUGUUGAUUGACUCAAGUAAUCAACAACCUCUUUGUGUUAUUUCUAUUGUUGGUAUGGCUGGCAUUGGUAAGACUACUUUGGCAAAACUAGCUCACAACAAUCAUGAAGUGAGUAGACAUUAUAAGGAAAAAGUGUGGAUUUGUGUUUCUCAAAAUUUUGAUGUGAAACGGAUUUUAAAAGAGAUGCUGGACUCUCUUGACCCAACUUAUUGUGGGAAUGAAAGAAGUAUAGAUGCUCUAGUUCAAAAACUACAAGAAGUGUUGGGAGAGAAAAAUUUUCUUCUCAUACUAGAUGGUGUGUGCAAUGAGGAUAGGCAGAAAUGGGAACUUUUAAAGCGCUGUUUGUUGAAGAUAAGUCAAAAUGUUGGGAAUAAGGUUCUUGUCACAUGUCGAAUUAUGAGUGUAGCAAUAAUAAUGGGAUCACUUCCUCAACACAUGUAUGUUGUUAAGUUGUUAAGGAAGGAUAAAGCUGUGUCUAUUAUCGAACCUGGAGUAUUUCAAUGCUCUCCUGGGCAAUUGAAGGACAGGGAGCAUAUUGUACAGGACAUUGCUCAUGGAUGUAGAGGUUUUCCCUUAGUUGUAUCUAUUGUUGAGGGGAUUCUAUGCAAUAACAUGGAUAUAGAUAGCUGGUUAUCAACUAAAGAGAUUCUCCAAGCAUGGCAUUCUUAUCAAGAAUUGCAUGACGUACUUUAUCGUUUAUUGCAAUUGACUUUUGAUCGCCUACCUGGACUGGCUUUAAAACAAUGUUUUGCAUACUGUUCCAUUUUUCCGAAGGAUUCUGUGAUGGAAAAGGAAAUGUUAAUUCAACUUUGGAUGGCUCAAGGAUUUCUCCAGCCGUCAGAAGAAAGCUCCGAGGAGAUGGAAGACAUCGGUGACAAGUACUUCAAUUGCUUGUUAUCAUAUUCCCUAUUCCAAGAUGAAGAAAGGGAUUUUCACAGGCAUAUUGUACGUUGCAAGAUGCAUGAUUUAAUACAUGAUGUUGCACAAUCUAUCUCAAAGUUUGAAACGUUGAUUUUAGAGAAUGGCAGUGCAAGUAAUAUCCCUAAUAUCCGGCAUUUGAAUCUAAUUUCUUAUGAAAAUAUGGGGCCUUCAAAGUCAAGGGAUCUGUACUCUUUGUUUUCAAAGGUUGAUGUGCGUCCCAAUGUACCAGUAAACUUCAAAAGGUUGCUGGUUCUUAGCUUUUGUGGUGCUGAUAUUGACAAGUUACCGACUUCAUUGGGCAAAUUGAAGCGUUUGAGAUACUUGGACGUUUCAGAAACAAAAAUAAAAAAAUUGCCCAAAUUUAUCUCCAAGCUCUAUAAUUUGCAAACCUUCAGAUUUAGGAGUUGCAACAGUCUUAGAAAGCCUCCUGAAAUUGGAGAUUUGAUCAGUUUGAGACAUAUUUACUUCAAUGAUAAAAAGCAUAUGCCAACAUCGAUUGGUAGAUUGACUUGUUUGCAAACAUUGCCAUUAUUUGUUGUGGGCCUGCAGAAGGGACAUGGAAUUGAAGAAUUGGGAUGCUUGAGCCAACUCAAAGGAAAACUAGAGAUAUGUAAUCUAGAGAAUGUUAGAGACAAAUCUACAGCCAUGAGAGCACAAUUGCUAGAAAAGAGUGCAGUUUACGAUUUGGAAUUUGAGUGGGAAUAUUGCUCAGAAGAAAGAAGCAAACAGAAUGAAGAUGUUUUUGAAGGCCUUGUACCUCCCUCAAAUGUGAAAAGCCUAACUAUUAAGGGUUAUGGUGGUGAAAACUGUCCUUCAUGGAUGGUUGACGAAGAUCAUUUGUUCAGCAAUUUGGUGAUGCUGUCACUUCUAAAUUGUCACAAUUUGAGAAGCAUUCCUUCAUUUCGGCUUGGGAAUUUGGUGAAGUUGAGAUUUUCUUUCUGUGGAAACUUGGAAAGCAUUCAAUCAGUUUCACUUAGUCGUGAGGCAGGACUGGUAAUUGAUAAUUGCAGGAAUUUGAAAACCAUUGCAGUUUCAUCUCUUCAGGAGCUCAGGAUUGAUAAUUGUGAUGAACUGACAAGUAUAGAGUUUAAUACAUCUGCCAUGGAGUCUCUUAAAGAAGUAAAUAUAGAGAGCUGUGCUAAGUUGAGAAGUCUUCCGGUGGUUUGUGAAUUAGCAACCCUCCAGAUACUCCACAUUUGGGACUGUCAGGAAUUGAGUAGUAUAGGGGAGAGCUUGUCGAUGUCCACAAAUCUCAAAGAGUUGAUGAUAAGGAAGUGUCCCAGUCUGAUGUCUGUUCCAAGCAUACACGGGCUUUCACUUCUUCAUACUUUAUCUAUACAAGAAUGUGAUGGACUAACAAGUCUACCAAGUGGGUUGCCGUCUUGCAUUGCUCUUGAGCAGUUGAUAAUACAUGGCAAUAAUCUCAACUCUAAUCUAGAGGAUUUGAAUGAAUUGUGUUGUCUUGUUCAUUUAGACAUUUCAAGAUGUAGAAACUUGAUAAGCAUCCCCGGGGAAAGCCUUGGCAGCCUUGCUUGCUUGAAGAUAUUGUGUAUUGGUGGCUUCUCAGAAGAGCUAGAGGAAUUCCCGGUUCUCAGUUCCAUUUCUCACCCCAAACCCUCACUGGAGAAUUUGACUAUGAUUGGAUGGGAGAACCUAAGGGAUCUACCCCAUCAAAUUCGACACCUAACUCACCUGAGGGAGCUGAGAAUAAAAGAUUUCCAUGGAGUGGAAGCUUUGCCAGACUGGUUGGGAGACUUAACCUCUCUUCAAACUCUGAGGAUUAUUGACUGCAAGUCUCUGAAACAUAUGCCAUCAUUGGAAGCCAUGCAUCACCUGUCCAACUUAUAUUUCCUUCGCAUUGAUAACUGCCCUGAGUUAAAAGUAAGAUGCGACAGAGAAGGCAGUUCUGAGUGGCCCAAGAUUUCUCACAUUAUAAGUAUCAUAAUAAACUGACACUGGAGACGAGCUUCCAACGAGGAAAAUGGUCAAGGAAGCAUGGAAGAAGCGUUGGAAGUGGAAGCCAAAAAUCGAUGGUCACAAGCAGAAAACUAAAAGAAUGUUCAGACUUGCGAAGCAUCAAGGCUUGGCAGCCACCUUAUUUUGUUUCCAAGGUAGAGCAACAGACCUCUGGAUCUUCAAAAAUAGCCUACAAGGAAUCAGUUUCAACUUUCAAGCAUAACCUUUCGAAAGAUCUUCUUUAGCAAGUAACAAGACCUGUUCUCAUGGCCCAUAAUUCUACUGAGGUUAAGUUGAUGAUGCAAAUGUUAGCAGAAAAGACAGAGCCAAGCACCAAACAUGAAUUUAGGUGAUAUGGAUCUAGAAGAGAGUGUAUACUUGUAUUUCUGUAUGUGUGUAAGGAAUUGGCAGGGGGAAACACCUACGACCUCCUCCACAAAAUUGACAACAACAAUUAGUAAAUGGAAGAGCAGAAAGUUGUUCUCACCAAUGGAAAGAACUAUUCUGUAUGUUAUUGAAGAUGCUCAACUUGAGUCAGCUUAGAGGACAUCUCUAAUUCCUUUAGCAGGCAAGCUUGGAUGAAAGCAAUGAAGAAUUAGUGAUCACACAAAACCAACCGACAGUGGAACUUGAGUCGACCACGACAAACCUAGUACAUACAAUAAGUGGAUAUUCCGACGAGUGAUGAGGAGGAGCAAUGAUACAACAAGUGGAGUAAUCUGUUCAAGAUCAAUUGGGGCAAGUGGUAGAUACCGUAGUACAUACAGAAAAAUCCAGCCCCACAUGUGAACAUAGUGAAAAUCCCUCAUUUCAAUGCCCUAGCUAUAGCUACACCUACAGCAAAGUUGGAAUGUGCAACAAGUGAAGCGAGCUUCUAAGUGAGAGCUAAAGGGGCUUGGCACAAAGCUUAGAGGUGUGUACUUCAUAGGGAGGGUCCAUAGGGUGAUAAAAUUGUGACUAUUUAUGAUUACAAUCAUAUUUUAAGAGAAUAGGGAACACCAAGUGAAGUAUUAAAAUGUGUACUCUAUAUAAUUUUAUUACAUGAUGAAACGUCUUUUAAAUUACACUGCUUGUUAUAUUUUGUCAGACCGGCAAAGCCGCCUCCGUCACUUAUCAUUACCAUUGGUUGACAAAGCCGCCUCUGUCCCCAUUUUUGUUAUUGUUCUUGGGUGUUGUUUCCAGAAACUAUUCACGAUACUGCACCAUUUUUUGGCCACCAGAUGCAGUUAAACCUUAAUGCAGAUAAGGUAGAAAUGUGUGCAAGACAAGGUUAAGAUUUAUUAAUUAAUGUUGUCUUAAGUU